Messenger RNA from Rhopalosiphum maidis (corn leaf aphid), 4733 nucleotides. Its product is annotated as protein son of sevenless-like. NCBI's taxonomy places the organism in Eukaryota, Metazoa, Arthropoda, Insecta, Hemiptera, Aphididae. Gene Ontology annotation, biological process: Ras protein signal transduction; positive regulation of GTPase activity. Gene Ontology annotation, cellular component: nucleosome; plasma membrane. The transcript has a single exon. Gene Ontology annotation, molecular function: DNA binding; protein heterodimerization activity; guanyl-nucleotide exchange factor activity. The record is from RefSeq and is a predicted model, not a curated record. Bases 139 to 3804 code for a protein of 1221 amino acids.
CAGUGAAUAGUGAUAAACAAGUAAUUUAUUUUAAAAUUAAAUUUGUUUUUUUUAUUAUUACCUUCACAAGUUAACUAAUAACUUUAUUAUCCGAGUUUGGCGGUCAGGUAAAUAUAAAGUGAUUUUUCUGGCCAGCAGAUGGUCUCCAACUCGUUCACCAAAGCGGAAAUCGAAAAAUGUUUGUGUAUACAAGGUAAUCCAACGAAAUGGAAGGGGCUGUUGGUGGGAUCAUUAAAAAAGGUUGCCGAUCGAGUGCACCCUUCGUUAACAGUCAGCGACGAAGCAUUAGAAUGUGUCGAAAUGCUAGUUAUACAAAUUCUGGAGAUACUCACGCUAAGGUCAUCUCCACCACACACUGUUUACGAUAUCGAAGACCAAGUUAAACGAUGGUUUCCCAAGCCAAUAGACAAGUGGGCUAUUAAAGAUGCAAAUGAGGCUAUAGAAAAGAACAAGAAAAGACACCUAUUUUUACCGGCUGAUAAAGUUCAUAAUUUAGUGCAAAAAGAAAUACUCCAAUACAAAUUAGACUAUCCAGUGGCUCUUUAUAUAACAGCUGUUUUAGAAUACAUGGCAUCAGACAUUUUAAAAUUAGCUGGUAACUAUGUAAAUAAUAUACACCGUGUAGAAAUUAGUUACCAAGACCUUUGUGUUGCAAUAUGUGGCGAUAAAGUAUUAAUGGACUUGUUUGGCCAGCAUGACAACAACGGUGACUUAAACUUGUCUGAAUUAGGUAUUGAUAAAAUCCAGAGAACUACUACUUAUGAGGAAGUUAUAAGAGACCUAAUGCAUGAUGAACGACAACUAAUUAGAGAUUUACAUUUAAUUUUAAAAAUUUUCAAAGAAGAAAUUGAUCGUAUCAUACCCACAGGUAGCAGUCAAGAAUUGGAUAGCAUGUUCAACAAUAUUACAGACAUAUGUAAGACUACCGGAUUGUUUUUAAGUUCUAUUGAAGACAUAUUAGAAAUUGCAGAGGAUAAAUCAGCUACAGUUGGUUGUUGUAUUGAAGAGUUGGCUGAAGCCGCUGAAUUUGAUGUGUUUGCACGCUAUGCUAAUGAUAUCGUUAAAAAGCAGUGUAGGAAUAUAUUUUGGAAUUUAAUUGGUAAACCAGAAGUCUCAAAUUUACUUCAAUCAGCUGGUUAUGGUUUUAAAGAAGCAGUAAAAUAUUAUUUUCCAAAAUUAUUACUUUUACCCCUAUGGCAUUGUAUUCUUUAUUUUGAGUAUAUUAAAAUUUUACAUCAACUUUCUCCUUCCCAGCUUGAUAAAGAGUGUUUAGAACAAGUAGAAGGCAUUUUGAGACCUUUACAAUUACAAAUGACUUCAGCUGCAAAUCAAGUUAACUUACCAGAUAAUGUCAAAGAAUUUGGACUUAAAAUUAAUGCAACACCUAGACGAUUACUAGCCAUUGAAAAACUGAAUGAAAUGCAAAAAGCUAUUGAUGGUUGGGAUGGUAAAGAUAUGGGUCAAUGUUGUACUGAGUUCAUAAGAGAAGGAGUUCUUGUAAAAGUUUCAAGUGGAGGUAAACGUUGUUCAGAGCGCAAAGCCAUCUUAUUUGAUGGUGUUCUACUAUUAUGUAAAUCAAAUAGCAGAAGAACUUCUGUAUCAGUAAGCUCUCAACUUGUUGGUGGUUUAUCUGAAUUCAAAUUGAAAGAAAAAUUGUUUAUUAGAAAAGUGGAAAUUGUUGAUAGAGAAGAUACAGAAGAGACUAAACACUUUUUUGAAAUAGCCCCUCGUUUACAGCCACCAGUUAUAUUAGUUGCCAAUUCAUUUCAAGAUAAAGCUAAUUGGAUGGCUGAUUUAAUUAUGUUGAACACAAAAAGUAUGUUAGAUAGAACUUUAAAUAGUAUUCUACUCGAUGAAGAUAAAAAAUUUCCUUUACGUUUACCUUCCAUUGAAGAAUACAGAUUUGUUGAACCUGAUUCUCGAUCUAACAUCAUUUUUGAGGAAAAAGAAAAUAAUGGUGUUCCACUUAUUAAAGGUGCCAUUUUGUUGAAACUUAUAGAACGUUUGACUUAUCAUAUUUAUGCUGAUCCAAAAUUCGUAAAAACAUUUUUAACAACAUAUCGUAGUUUUUGUUCACCUCAUGAUUUGAUGGAUCUCCUAAUUGAAAGGUACAACAUUCCUGAACCUUUUGGUAUAACUAUGGAUUCAGUAAGUCUUCGAGAUGAAAAUAAACGAUUUAAAAAAGAAUAUUUAGUACCUGUUCAAUUUAGAGUAUUAAAUGUAAUUAGGCAUUGGGUCGAUUAUCACUAUUAUGAUUAUCAAUGUGAUCCAUAUCUAUUAGAUAAAUUGCAUGCAUUUUUAGAUUCAAUUAAUGGAAAAUCAAUGAAAAAAUGGGCAGAUUCUGUUAUUAAAAUAAUUCAAAGAAAAACUUCUGAAGCUCAAAAAGAAAUAACGUUUGCAUUUGAUUCACCACCACCAGCAAUUGAAGUUCAUAUGGAUUUUAAUGGAAAUGAUGAAUUUAAUAUUCUACUUGUACACCCUAUUGAGUUUGCAAGGCAAUUAACUCUUAUUGAAUCUGAAAAUUAUAGGGCAGUCAAACCUUCAGAGUUGGUUGGAUCUGUAUGGACUAAAAAGGAUAAAGAAAUAAAUUCUCCACAUUUACUCCGGUUAAUUAAACGUACUACAAAUUUUAGCCGUUGGAUUGAAAAAGCUGUUGUUGAAUGUGAAAAUAUUGAAGAAAGAGUAGCGAUUGUGUCAAGAUUUAUUGAAGUAAUGAUGGCAUUAGAUGAAUUAAAUAAUUUCAAUGGUGUCUUAGGUGUUCUCUCAGCUAUGAGUUCAGCCGCAGUAUUUCGCCUAAAAUUUACAAUGCAAUCUGUCAAUGCUAGACUUGAAAGAGCUCUGGAAGAAGCUCGAGACUUAAGUAAUAAUCAUUUUAGAAAAUAUCAAGAUAAAUUAAGAAGUAUAAAUCCACCAUGUGUCCCAUUCAUUGGUAUGUAUUUAACAAAUAUAUUACAUAUUGAAGAAGGUAAUCCAGAUUGUUUAACAAAUAGCCCAAAUUUAAUUAAUUUUAAUAAACGGAGAAAAGUGGCAGAAAUUAUUGGAGAAAUUCAGCAAUAUCAAAAUCAACCUUAUUGUUUAAAUGUGGAGCCUAAAAUAAAAAAGUUUUUAGAGAACUUAAAUCCAUUCAAUGAUAUGAAAGAUACUGAUAUUAGUAACUACUUGUAUGAAAAAUCAUUAGAAAUAGAACCAAGAAAUUGCAAACAACUUCCAAAGUAUCCACGAAAAUGGCCAGACUUAAAUCUUAAGUCACCUGGCUUAAAGACUAAAAUAAGAGUGCCAUCAGUAUCAUCCAAAGACAUGGAUGUCCAGGGUAGAAGAAAUUUUAGUUCAUCCAGUUCUCUAGUUAUUCAAAUGGAUAAAAGAGAUGCAGAUGACUCUGUCUUUUCACCCGUGACAUUUACUUUGGGUAAAAGUAAUGAUGUUCCUCCAGUUCCACCUCGACUGAGUAAAAUAGAUGGAUCAUUCAGACCCCCUAUACCACCAAGAAGAAUGGCUCCACCAUUACCUCCUAGAAGAUUACAAGUCGAAGAAGUUUUAACUUUUAAAAAAUGUGUUGUAGAUUUACCCAAACCAGAAAUUAAUCAAGAUUUCAAUUGGAACAAAAAACUUGUACCAGUUAGUCCUAUGAAAAAGUCUAUGGAUCUGAAAACAAAAGUAGAUCUUUUUCCCAAACGUAACAAUACUUUUGAACGUCUCAACGGACCACCAUUCUUUAGACCAGAAAUUAUGCAAAACUCUAGGUUUCCAUUAAAAUUAUUUGUUCUUAAAAAAACAACUCCUUCUAUGUUCCAAUUCAAUGUCUAAACGCACAAGACUAUUUUUGAUAAGCAAUAUAAAUCAAUAUAUCAAAACCCAUUAUAAAAUAAUUGCCAUGUUCAAAUUUAAUUUUAUAAAUAUAUCCAGACAAUUUAUAUUUUAGUUCACUGAAGUAAAGAUGAAAGUGUUUCAUAUAAACUUAUAAUAUGUAUUGUAAAAUUCUGGAUGAAAAAAUAUAGGUGCUUAAAUUUUAUUUCUAUUGCCUAUAUGGCUAUACACAAUUUUCUUUUUGAAAUUAUCAAAAAAAAACAAUUUUUUCAUUUACACUGAAAUUCAUUCUUUUUCCACUUUUUAUACUUAAGUUUUUAUAAUUUAGUACAUUUGAUAUAAACUAUAUUUCCCUGUUAAUAUCAUUUUUACAUUAAUUGUAACUCCAUAACACCAAUAUUUGGUCCAAUAUUAAAUAAUUUUAGAUUAAAAUUAUUAUUCAAAACAAAUUGCAUAUUGUCUGUGAUAACCUGUGUAUACUUUAAUCUUGGAUAAUUUUAUUACAAAUUGUGUAGUACCUAUUGAUUAUUAUUGAAGAUUGUAAAACUAUAUAACUAAACUAUAGACAUUUUAAAAUAUUUAAAAAUUUAUUGUGUAAGUGCUUAUAAAAUUAUUUUACUCUUAGGUAUUAGAGUAGUAUCUUUAUAUGAUAUUAGACUAUAAUAAUAAUAUGUAUUUAUAUACCAAUUGAUAUUAAUCUUUUAUAUGGAUAUAUAUGUUGAUCAAAAUCUAUAGAAUAGUUAACAUGUGUUUAUUAUAUUCACAUAGUGUGCCGUGUGUGGCAUAUAGAACUUAAUAUGGUGCUUUUAAAAUAUAAAAAUUGUUAGAAUUAUAUACCAGUUUAAUUAAUUAAUUUUAAGAUGUAAUCCAACCAUUGAUCAUAAAAUGCCUUUCUAUAUAUAUUUUAGGUUAUUUAGAAUUAAAUAAAA